This is a messenger RNA of Bradysia coprophila, 1115 nucleotides long. RefSeq lists its product as uncharacterized. The record is from RefSeq and is a predicted model, not a curated record. Gene Ontology annotation, cellular component: outer kinetochore; spindle microtubule; mitotic spindle. Gene Ontology annotation, biological process: mitotic cell cycle; cell division; chromosome segregation. Gene Ontology annotation, molecular function: microtubule binding. Lineage: Eukaryota; Metazoa; Arthropoda; Insecta; Diptera; Sciaridae.
GGUUCAUUUGAAAACAAACUGUAAACAGUGCGCAUCGGUUAUCAACAGGAGGAACGAUUAGCAAUAAAAAGUUUAAAAUUAUUUGAAAUAAUUCAUUAAAUUAUGUCCGAUAUGUCCAACAAUGAUGAUCCGCCGAAUCCGGCAGUCUUAAAACCGCGACGAGAACUAAUAAUUGAAGAUAUUCAAACUGAAAUGGACAAACAAUUGGACAAGAUCGCUGUGAUAAACGAUUUUAUGUCCUUGCAUUGUGAGAGGAAAUUAAUCAAGGACGAUCUGGCACAGUUGAAGGAGAGAACCGCUGAAUUAAAGGAACUUGUGUCCAUUGCUCGUGAAAAAGUACGAAUCUUCAAAACUGUCGAAAAAGCCGAAGCGGAAACAUUGAUCAACGAUAUGAGAAAUCAGCAUUUAGCGAUGAUGCAAAAGCUCGAAGAACUGGACAAUUCAGAGAACGAUUCGUAUUCGUCCAGUGGUAGAAGUCAACACGAACAACGAACGGCAUCGCCAGUGCAACCAUCGACUCCAAAACAAAAUCGAAUGACUUUUACGGUAAAAGUGAACACCAUAACACCCAAGCGUCAUCAGUCACCUUUUGGACUACGCGUGGAUCCACGGUGUCUCGGUGUCUUAAAAAAACAGUUUCAGCUACACAUCGAUCCGAGCGAAUUCGACAGAAUCCCCAAGUAUAUGAGGGGUAGAGAUUCAUUAGACGAGCUUACAACCUUUCUGGAAACGGUCAUCGUCAAAUGCUUCAUCAACAAGUACACAUUACUGCAUCGUGACCGGGAAAACGUUCAGCCCGGUGAAAUGACUCGAUGGCAAAUGUAUCGCUCGCAAAUGGAAUACUUCCCAGGUGACAUGUUUAUAACAGAGGGCGAUAUUUCAACGUUGCUGGGCAGGAUGAUGGACAAGAAGAUGAACAAUCGCAUUGCUAUGCUGAGACAUUUGAACGGCGGAAUUAUUCAGGAAGUACGUCGUGGCAUGGCAACAUGUUACAUAUGGAAAGGGAAAAAGUGAUUUGUAGGAGAGGAAAAUUGUACAUUUAACUUUUAAUUGUAAACUGGAUGAGAUUGCAGAGCAAAUAAAUGUGUGGGAAACUCCCAGACCUUUCAUUUUAA